AAAUCACACACAAAAGCCUAAUCGCUUCCUUAUUUUUUUCAUUUUUAAUCAAAUAAAUACUUCCAAGAAGUUAUGUGUUUUUAUAAUUUAAACUAAUUAUAACUAAACCUAAUUGUAAAAAUAUAUACAAAUAACUCUACAAUGGCAUUCCAUUGGUGUGAUAAUGUCCACACAACAUCUUUUACUCCUCGCGACUAUCAAGUCGAACUGCUCGCGUCGGCGUCCGAACAAAACACUAUGCUCUGCCUAGGACACAAAUCUUCCAAAGAAUUCAUUGCCCUAAAACUUUUACAAGAAAAGGCCCGUGAACUUCGCCAAAAUCGUUCAAAAGUUAGCCUCUACCUAAGCCGGCUAUCCGGCGAAUCGGCCUACAAUUUGAUUUAUCAUUUGACCGAUCUAAAAGUUUACAAUGAGGCAAAGCAAAACGACGACAGUGACAAUGCAAUUGUGAAAUACGGGGAAGCCCAAGUUUUGAUUCUGAAACCAAAGACGUGUUUGCGAGGAUUGAAAAAUGGUGACAUAAACAUGGAGAAUGUAAAUCUGAUCGUUUUGGAAGACUGCCAUGAAAUCAAGGAGCAAAGUGAUAUGUUUUUAAUUUUUAGAGAUUUUUAUAGUAAACUCGAAUCGAAGCCGAAGGUACUUGCUUUGGCUGGUCCUUUGCACAGUGCUGGAUGUGCUCCCGAAGAUCUUAAUGCAAUGCUUGAGAUUCUCGAGAAGAAGGUUUAUUGCAAGGCGGAAACAGCAAGUGAUAUUGUAACAGUUUUAAGGUACUGCACAAAACCCACUGAAUUUAUUGUUCAAUGUGAUCCACCUCAGAAGGAUAAGCUCACAAUGAUCCUAGAAGAUAUAAUCUGUACUCGGAAAGCAUUCUUGAAAGACCACAGAUACGAUCCAUCGGAGAUUUACAGCGAUGAAUUUCUGGAAGAAUUAAAAGGCAUCCCCGACCCAAAAAUAGAACCCACACAAUUCCUAGACAUUUAUUUGGAAUCCCUACAUGAAAUGGGACCUUGGUGUGCAGAUCGAGUAGCCAUAAGUCUAAUUCAACAAAUAGAAAAACAAAAAAUUAAAACCCCAUACGAAAGGCAUUACCUAUUGCUUUGUAUGGUCAUAACAGCACUCCUCGAAAUACACACUUUGUGUGAGCAGGCAUUCCAUGAGAUUUCAACUGAAAGAGAAAGAGUUGAAAAGUAUUCAAGUCCCAAAGUUCUUCGACUCCUAGAGGUACUGCGACUCUUCAAACCCGAAGAGAUAGUCAGUGAAAACGAACAACUAGGCAACAUUACAAAAGAAAUCGACAAACUAAACUUCCAUAAACUUAAACAAAACCUAGAAAACACAUUUCACACAGUUGAAAAUUUGAGUAAAUCCAUUUCGAAAGAUAUAAUUGAAAAUCUCGAUCCGAUUUUGAAACCAACCUAUAACAGUUAUCAUUCGAAUAAUGCCGCCAACCACAGUGAAAAUAAUCUUAGAAAUGGCCCGAAUGGUCUUGUGAAUUCGUUGAAAAAUCGUAGAAAUCAAAAUACUAGGCAUAAAAAGAGACCCUUUGCUCGAAGGCACAAUCGAGAUGCAUUUGCCGAUCCGGAUGCUUUGUGUGGAAUAAUUUUCUGCAAUAAUAAAUAUACGGCUAAAGUUCUCUUCGAUUUGCUUGCCGAAAUGAGUCGCCAUGACAGCCAACUUAAAUUCUUGAAAUGUCAAUUUACAACUGACCGAGUAGCCGAUCCGAUAGCAGAACCUAAAGAAGCAGAGCUAGAGCAUCGCCGCCAAGAAGAUGUCUUAAAACGUUUUAGAAUACACGACUGUAAUCUUCUAAUUGGCACUUCAGUGCUCGAAGAAGGAAUCGAUUUGCCAAAAUGUAAUCUAGUUGUUCGAUGGAAUCCCCCAAGUACAUAUCGCAGCUAUGUACAAUGCAAGGGUAGAGCUAGAGCCGCACAGGCAUACCACGUCAUAUUAGUGGCACCCAAUUUCGCACAGGAACGAUUUAGCUACAGUUCCGAUUUACUUACCGAUACGUCUCAUCGUAUCAUUUGCACAGAAUCAGCAAAGAGCGCCGAAGAUUAUGUUAUUAAAGAAGCACUUCUCCAAAGUGAAAUUGUCGAAGAUAUAUCCCAACCAAAACCAAUCAUCAUUGAACAUUCCUCAGGAGCAUCUGUGAAAAUUCUUAAUCCCGAAGUAAUAGCUCGCUCACUUGCCGCAAGUGUGGUUAAAUUGCCAAAGAGCAUUGUGGAAAGUAAUCGUAUAUCGGAAAUUUCCUAUCAAUCAUCAACUGAAAAUCAAUCAACAACAGAUCUAUCAGAAACUUUAAAUGCAUCAAUCGAAUCCAACAAUUCUUCCGAUUCGAAAUCGGAAAAAAAGAGACUCAGAAAAAAAGACUUGGAAAAUUGUUAUGAAGUUGUUCCAAUAGCCGAAUUAAUAAGUCCUAACGUAAGCGUUGAUGAUGAUGAAUUGAAACCCAUAACUAACGGCGAUGAUACAAAAGAAGAACACAUAGACGUUUCGGUAAAACAAAACGAAGUAGAGGAGUAUAAGUGUUCUAUUGAAGAGAUUGUCGAAGAAAAAAGUGUCAUGACUCAAGGUGAGAGCGCAGUACAAGAUAUGGAAAAUGCUACAAACGAAAUGGUUGAUCGUUUAGCUCAGUAUCGUGAAAUCGAGAAGAUGUUACUUCAAAAAUGUGCCAAUACCGAACCAAGUGAAGAAGAACACCAAGAAGCUGAUAAAUUUACAAACUGCAUAGAAGCCUACAAACCCUUACCCGAGCUGCUAACUGGUGCUGCAGUAGAUCUAUCAACGGCAAUUGCUCUCAUAAAUAAAUAUUGUGCCAAAUUGCCUAGCGAUACAUUCACCAAACUGACUCCAUUAUCGCGAUGUGCAAAGACAAAGCGUUGCGGAAAAGAUAUGUAUCAGUAUACACUUCGUUUGCCAAUAAAUUCGCCUUUAAAAUAUGACAUAGUGGGAUUACCGAUGCCGACCAAAAUCCUUGCAAGACGUAUGGUAGCGCUUCAGGCAUGUCGAGAGUUGCAUAUGUGUGGAGAACUGGACAAUACCUUACAACCAAUUGGGAAAGAAGGAUUUAAAGCAUUCGAGUCUGAUUGGGAGGAGUUUGAAUUGGAAAAAAUUGACGAACAAAUUGUUACAGAUAAUGCAGAACCACGACCUGGUACAACCAAACGUCGACAAUAUUAUUACAAACGAAUUGCAUCGGAGUUUUCCAAUUGUCGACCUACUGCUGGUGCUAUAUCCUAUUUGUACUACAUCAAUCUAACCCUCCAGUGCCCAAUUCCUGAGGAACAAAAUACUCGCGGGCGAAAAAUCUAUCCACCAGAAGAAGCUUUGCAGGGCUUUGGUAUACUAACAUUGAAAAAAAUCCCCAAAGUCAGUGCCUUUCCCAUAUUCACACGUUCCGGAGAGGUAAAAGUAUCAAUAGAUCUCGCAAAGAAACGAAUAGUCUUGAGUGAAGACCAAGUUGCUCGAAUAAAUACAUUUGUUAACUACACAUUCAGUAAUGUUUUGAGGUUGCAAAAGUUCCUUAUGCUCUUCGAUGUUGAUUCCACCGAAAAUUGUGUCUUCAUUGUUCCGACGAUUAAAACUAAAAAAAGUGGAAUCGUCAUUGAUUGGGAUUUCCUAGAGGUCAUAGCUAGAGAUUGUAAUAUGAUGCCACAAAUUGUUCCCGACGAAGUGAGACAGAACAAAGAGUUUGAUGCUAAUAAAUUCAAAGAUGCCGUUGUAAUGCCUUGGUAUAGAAAUCAAGAUCAACCACAGUAUUUUUAUGUAGCGGAAAUUUGUCCUCAUUUAACACCACUUAGUUGUUUUCCUGGAGAAAACUACAACACCUUCAAGCAUUACUACUUUGUAAAAUAUGGAAUUACAAUUCAAAAUGCUAACCAACCUCUGCUCGAUGUUGAUCAUACGAGUGCCAGACUUAAUUUCCUUACCCCUCGAUAUGUCAAUAGAAAAGGAGUAGCUUUGCCAACAAGCUCAGAAGAAACAAAACGCGCAAAAAGAGAAAACUUGGAACAAAAACAAAUAUUGGUGCCGGAACUUUGUACAAUUCAUCCAUUUCCUGCUUCUCUAUGGAGAACAGCUGUUUGUUUGCCAUGUAUUCUAUAUCGAGUUAAUGGACUUUUGUUAGCCGAUGAAAUUCGUAAAAAAGUUUCAUAUGACAUUGCAUUGGGUUGCAUGGAAAUCGAAGAUGAAAAUUUCGAAUGGCCAAUUUUAGACUUUGGCUGGAGUUUAGCUGAAGUCUUGAAAAAGAAUAAAGAGUCAAAGACUGAAAAUUUAGAUGAGCUUAUAUCUGAAACGAAACCCCCACCGCCAGUUGUGACUGAGGUUAGAAAAGAACCUGAAAUCGUCAAGGAAGAAAAGAAGAUUAUUUUAGAGGAACCUGAAAUUAUUAAGGUGGAAAAGUCAGCCAAUGAAAUUGUUUUGGAAGGAGAGGAAAAACUUAAGGCUGAUACAUUUAUCGAAAUCGGAACUUGGUCAAAUGACAUGGCAAAUAGUAUGAGCGAAGAAGACACUGAUAUGGAAGAUGAAGAAUUUUGUUCAGAAUUUCUGCCACCAAACGUUAGCUUUUGUAAAACUGAAUACGACAUAAUUAAAUCAGACAAGCCAACUCGAUAUGGCUCACCAACAUUCUGGGAUGUUGAAGAUUCUGUCAAAAGUAAACUCGAUCGCAAAAAGAACUCAAGUUUCAUAUACAGUUCCGAUGAAUCAUUUACUUCCAAUUAUGAUUACGACGAUGAAAUACUAUCCAGUAGUGGCGAUGAAAACGAUGGACCUCUACGAAUCGAAUUUACCUCAGACAAUGUAGCCGAAGCCAUAGAGACUGAAGAUGAAAUAUUAAAACGCCAAAAACAAAUGUCAAUAAUACAAGAUACAAUAGCAAACGAACGUGAUUACCAAGUUACCAAGAACUUACAAGUCGGAUAUAAUUUUGAUGGUGUCGAUACGAAUAUAGAAUCUGAAUUGAAAUCAUCAGAAGAAGCUUUCCUCUUAUCAACUGAAAGGUUAAAAAAAGAAAUCCAUUCCUCGGGAAUGUUAGUUCGAUCUAAUCAACUACUUACUUUGCCUAAGAAACAAACCAUAACCGAAGAAAGAUAUUCGAAGAAUUUCGCUAGCAUAAAGAAAUUGUUUCCCUAUUUAGAUGAAAACGUAAUAAUGUGUUAUAUAGCUCUGAAGAAAAGAGACCUCCAAGACCUACAGCUCUCCAUAACAGAUGUUGAGAAACUCAACAGAAUCUAUCUCGAAGGAAGAACGACAGAGAAGUACUAUGUAGACGGUAAUGGCGAUAUGUUUGAUAGUUUCAAUGAUCACAGUUCCCUAACAUCUGGAGGACAAAAAGAAGUUGUAGUGAAUUUUGAUCAAACAAUUGAUAAAAAUAAAAAGCAAUCAAAACCAAUUCAAUGCAAACCUAUCGAUCUUAAAGAAAUCGAUUUUAGUUUUGAUAAUCAACCAGAUUUGGUUGGUCAUCCUGGUCCAAGUCCAAGUAUUAUUUUACAAGGUCUAACAAUGUCCAAUGCAAAUGAUGGUAUUAAUCUUGAAAGACUGGAAACAAUUGGUGAUUCAUUUUUAAAAUAUGCCAUAACCACAUAUUUGUAUAUAACAUACGAGAAUGUACAUGAAGGCAAAUUAAGUCAUUUGCGAUCGAAACAAGUUGCCAAUUUGAAUUUGUAUCGAUUGGGUAGGAAGAAAAUGCUGGGAGAAUGUAUGAUCGCAACUAAAUUUGAACCACAUGAUAAUUGGUUGCCACCGUGCUAUUAUGUGCCUCGAGAGCUUGAGAAAACUCUAAUCAAAGCAAGAAUUCCUCCACAUCACUGGAAGUUAGCUGAUUUGCCAAAUAUUAAGCAAUUGAGUAGUGAAGAACUGUUGGAACUGGUCCGGAAAAAGGCUGAAAAAUUGGGCCAACUGAAUGAUGACCUAGAUAGUGAUUUUCCAAGAUGCGAUAGGAACGAAUGUAUGACACCUGACAGUGCAGAUGGUAGCGAUUUUGAUUUUCAAUCUCUUAUUCCGUACAAUUUAGUUACUCAGCAUAGCAUUCCAGAUAAAUCCGUGGCGGAUUGCGUUGAAGCCUUAAUUGGAGCAUAUUUGAUUGAAUGUGGUCCCAGAGGAGCGCUGCUCUUUAUGGCUUGGCUUGGUAUUCGAGUUCUUCCCGCUAUAAAACAAAAAUAUGAUCCCAAUGCUCCUCGAAUACCUGGAAGUACUCGACCUACAGAUGACAAUGAUGAAAUCAUAGUUUAUGGUUCAUGGUCGGCGCCCAAGUCUCCACUUUUAGAAUUCGCACCCAAUCCACGAGAGCAGCUUGAGUCAUUGCUGGAUGGUUACACCGAAUUUGAGGCAGCAAUCGGUUAUAGCUUUAAUGAUCGAUCGUAUCUUUUGCAAGCAAUGACACAUGCAAGCUACUCUCCAAAUCGUUUAACGGAUUGUUAUCAGCGUCUUGAGUUUCUGGGUGAUGCUGUAUUAGAUUAUCUUAUAACUCGUCAUCUUUAUGAGGAUCCUCGACAACAUUCUCCUGGAGCAUUGACUGAUUUGCGGUCAGCGUUGGUGAAUAAUACAAUAUUUGCUUCGCUUGCCGUUCGACAUGGCUUCCAUAAAUAUUUUAGACAUUUGUCGCCAGGACUGAAUGAAGUUAUCGAUAGAUUUGUAAGAAUUCAACAUGAAAACGGUCAUAGUAUAAGUGAAGAGUAUUAUUUGUUAUCUGAAGAAGAAUGUGAUGAUGCUGAAGAUGUAGAAGUGCCUAAGGCCUUGGGAGAUGUUUUCGAAUCAAUUGCUGGUGCCAUUUUUCUAGAUUCAAACAUGUCCUUGGAUGUAGUGUGGAAAAUUUACAGUAACAUGAUGAAGCCAGAAAUUGAACAGUUUAGUAACUCAGUGCCAAAAUCUCCAAUUAGAGAGCUACUCGAAUUAGAACCUGAAACAGCUAAAUUUGGAAAACCAGAAAAACUCGCAGAUGGACGACGUGUCAGAGUAACGGUAGAAGUAUUUUGUAAAGGCACUUUCCGUGGUAUUGGUCGAAAUUAUCGAAUAGCAAAGUGUACUGCUGCUAAAUGUGCACUGCGUCAACUAAAAAAACAAGGACACAUAUCAAAGAAACACUAACAAGAACAUCAACAAUUAUUGUAUAAUAUUUUAAAAACAGUUGCAUUUUAAUUCCAAAAAAUAGAGCUAAAAUAUUCUAAAAUAAUGAUUUAAUCAUAGAGAAUAAUUAACAAGGUAAUUUACAAGAA
Molecule: messenger RNA, 7214 nt
Organism: Episyrphus balteatus (marmalade hoverfly)
Lineage: Eukaryota; Metazoa; Arthropoda; Insecta; Diptera; Syrphidae
Gene: Dcr-1
Product: endoribonuclease Dcr-1
Exons: 13
Coding region: 142-7086 (2314 amino acids)
Biological process (GO): siRNA processing; pre-miRNA processing; apoptotic DNA fragmentation
Cellular component (GO): cytoplasm; nucleus; RISC complex
Molecular function (GO): ribonuclease III activity; protein binding; deoxyribonuclease I activity
Source: RefSeq, a predicted model, not a curated record